AUGGUGUCGACAUGUACCGAAGGACGGACGACGAUUUAUGAAGACGAGAACUGUGUAACGGUGGUCGUACACUGGCUGAUGAAAGUAUCACCGGCGGUGACAGAUCACGGAAUCAGAGUGAUCUGGAGCUCGUGUUACAUGUCAAGAGAUCGAAUGGCUCAGGAAUCUGCAAUGAGGAACAAUGGAUUGACAAAGGUGUUGCUCGUGAUGCAGAGUAAUUGCUCCGACACGGUGAGGCAAAUCGGUGCGUCGUUGAUAAUCGCAACCAAGAACAAAGCGUCGCAGAUCUGGUUUGUUGUGUUAGAUUGCAAAUGUGUUGAUUCUUUGAUGCCAAUCCCAAUCAAUCGUCUAUUCCUUUGA
This is a messenger RNA of Lactuca virosa, 360 nucleotides long. NCBI's taxonomy places the organism in Eukaryota, Viridiplantae, Streptophyta, Magnoliopsida, Asterales, Asteraceae. The record is from the annotation of a GenBank genome assembly.